Messenger RNA from Argiope bruennichi, 2672 nucleotides. Its product is annotated as TBC1 domain family member 25-like. The coding region runs from base 87 to 2672 and encodes 861 amino acids. The transcript has 5 exons. Gene Ontology annotation, molecular function: GTPase activator activity. Gene Ontology annotation, biological process: activation of GTPase activity; regulation of autophagosome maturation. NCBI's taxonomy places the organism in Eukaryota, Metazoa, Arthropoda, Arachnida, Araneae, Araneidae. Gene Ontology annotation, cellular component: autophagosome. The record is from RefSeq and is a predicted model, not a curated record.
AAAAAAUAUCUAUUCUUUUGCAUUAAAAAAAAAUAUUUUUGCUCUCCUUUCGGAAUGAAGUAAUAGAUUUUAUGCUACAUUAAAAAAUGUCAGGUUUAAAUUUAUUUCACACUCGUGAAGCGAUCCGUGUGAAAGUCAAGAAAUGUGAAGGUCUUCUUGCACCGGAAUACCGUAGAUUUAGCGUUGAUCCUCAGAUAACUUCAUUUGAAGUGCUUCAAAGUUUAUUAGCUAGAGCAUUUGACAUAAAAGGUGAAUUCUCUAUAAGUUAUUUUGCCAGAGAUGAAGAAGGAAAAGAUACAUAUUUAUCUUUAUUAUCUGAUUGGGAUUUGGAUGCUGCUUUCUUAGGAUCUUCUGAUCCAUGUUUGCAGUUAAAAGUUGACUUAAAACCUUUUGAAGAGGGUCUUGAGGAUUGGGAUGUUGUGGCGCCGAUCGAUGUAACUCGUAGCAGCAAUACUGGAUUUUUAUUAGAUCGAUCUUCAAUUACUGGUACUAUUUUAAAUCAUAUGGAAAAGACAUUCAAUAUGGUACAAAGAGCUUUGAAUCUUUCUGAAGCUGAUAAUGAGAGUGACAGUUUCAAACCUGCAAAGCAGCCUAUGGUCGAUUCUGAAUUUCAUGGAUAUUUGGAUUCUGAAGGGCGUUUGAUUAAACCAAGAGAAUUAAGGUUAUCCGUUUAUCAACGAGGUAUUGAUCCUGCUUUACGUAAAGUUGUAUGGAAGCAUAUUCUUAAUGUAUAUCCAUAUGGCCUUACAGCUAAAGAGAGAAUAUCAUAUAUGAAACAACGUUCAAUGGAAUAUCAGAAAUUACGACAAACCUGGCAAGAUAUGAUUUCUAAUGGUAAUUUAACUGAAGAAAUUCAGUAUGUAACUAAUAUGGUAAGAAAAGAUGUCCUUCGCACUGAUCGCACUCAUAAAUUUUAUGCUGGAUCUGAUGAUAAUAAAAAUGUUGUAUCUCUUUUUAACAUUCUUACUACAUAUGCCUUAAAUCACCCUAGUGUAUCUUAUUGCCAAGGUAUGAGUGAUUUGGCUUCCCCAAUUUUAGUAACAAUGAAAGAUGAAGGCCAUGCUUAUGUUUGUUUUUGUGCAUUAAUGCAAAGAUUAAAACCUAAUUUCCAUUUAGAUGGCAAAGCUAUGACAUCUAAUUUUCAACAACUUACUGAGCUGUUAGAACAUUAUGAUUCACAGUUUUUUGAAUAUCUUAAGACACAGGGUGCUGAUGAUCUUCUGUUUUGUUAUCGCUGGUUGCUAUUAGAAUUAAAAAGAGAAUUUGCGUUUGAUGAUGCUCUUUCAAUGUUAGAAGUUUUGUGGAGUUCUAUCCCCCCAUCUCCACCAGAAAAAGAAUUAUCAUUAUAUGAAGAAUUAUUUUCCGCAAAUACCUUUCGUCCUCAGUCUCCUCGGAUUCAUAGUCGUGAAAAUCCAUACACUAAAGUGCGCGCUAUUCGGAAACAAAAUUCUGCUUCAUCUAUUCGGGGAUUGAUGAAAAGUAAUAGUAAGGAAGGCAAUGAAUGUGAACCUGAAAAGAAAUCUGAAUCACCCAUUGAACCUACCGUUACACAAGAAAAUCCACCUAAUUUGUGUAAAGAUCAACCUAUAUCUUUAAGCCGUAGGAAUAGUGUAACAGAAAUUAGUAAUGAUGAUUCUCAGGAUUAUUUGCCUAUGACAACCUCUAUGACACGGGAGUUAAGGAUGGAAUUAGAAAAUUUAAAUCGACAAUUGCCAGGAUCCUUUUUACAACGCUCAGUUACAAUAGAUUCUGAAGAUUUAGAUUCACCUCGAUCACCAGAUUGUUUUGAAUCGCCUCGUGAGAGUAUAAAUUACACGCAGCAUUUACACAAUGUCGAUCAAGCAGCUGAAGAUGAUGCUCCUGAGAGUUGGACGAGUGAUGAUUUAUCUGGUAUGGAUCAAAUAUGCAGGCUAGGCUCUACAAAGAAACCACAUAAGCAUCCGGAAUGCUUACAUUUAAAUGGCAGUGUUGAAGAAGAUUCUACUUAUUGCUGUACUCCUGAUGAACAGUUCGAUAUUGAAUUUGAUACUCAAGUGAAAGCAAGUUCAGAUAUUCCUUGUAAUGGUGAAAUUUUGGAAAAUGAAGAAUCUGAAGAUAAAAAUGGCUGUGCUUGUCAUUUGAAGUCAGUUAUACCCAUCAGACUCGUUCAUAGCCCUGGCAUUGAUAAUAGGUAUCAAAGGCAUGGUAGUGAUAGCUCUGAUUCUCUUUCUGAAAGUUGCCCUGGCCGAAUUCAAAGUGAUAACGACUAUACUGCUCAUGGUUCUCAAAAUUUAGAAGGUAGUUCUGAGAAUAUCGUUUCAAAGGAGAGAUUGCUUAGUGAUGAAAGAAUCUAUCGUAAAAAAACGACUCUUUUGCAAGAUCCUAAUGAUGUAAUGUCAAAUUCUUGUAUUGAAGCAUUAGAAUAUAGUGGUAAAAGUCAAAAAGCCUCAUUACCAUCCCCUUAUGAACUUGGAGGUGGCAAUCCUUUUAUGUUAUUUCUGUGCCUAACAUUACUACUUCAGCAUCGUGAUAUAAUAAUGAAGAGCCGUAUGGAUUAUAAUGAGUUAGCAAUGCAUUUUGAUAAAAUGGUCCGUAAGCACAAUGUUCAUCGUGUUCUUCAUCAAGCUCGCGCAAUGUUUCGAGAAUAUUUACAAAUGAGCUGUCAAGAACAAGAUUCUAAUCCUUAUGUGUGA